Molecule: messenger RNA, 1143 nt
Organism: Kluyveromyces lactis
Lineage: Eukaryota; Fungi; Ascomycota; Saccharomycetes; Saccharomycetales; Saccharomycetaceae
Gene: RRG1
Product: Rrg1p
Exons: 1
Coding region: 1-1143 (380 amino acids)
Source: RefSeq, a predicted model, not a curated record
AUGGUACGACCAUUUGGAGAGAUAGGAAGUCAUAGGAAACACGUAUUGGAAUGGUACAGAUAUUCAUUACGAAACAUUAGGGCCAACGUACCCACUGAUAAUCUCCAGAUUGAGCUUUGGAACACAUUGAGACAAGCAGUACGACGUAACAGAAAUCAUAAAGCUGGCUGGUACGUACGUGGAUUAUUGGAGGAUCUCUCUCAUCUGAAUAAGUAUAUUGUCGGCGAUGAUAUAAUCAAGCUAGUUGCUCUAAAGAACAAAUACACAGAGCAGAUCGAGCCUGCUCCAGAACCGUUGCAGCAAGCGAACAAACCAAUUUCUGGUGUGGUGGUAACUGAAAAUAUGGGGGAUGAGAGUCGAAGGGAAAAAAAGAAGCGAUUAGCACCUAUUCCUGGUGAUGGUGAUUUAUACCGCUACCUUCUUAGAUAUUAUAAAAUAUAUGGUCCGACUAAAACGAUACCUCGUAAACAUAUCGACGAGCUACUCAGACCUCUUGCAAUCCACGAGAGAUACUGUAAAAUUUUGUACAGGAUUGAGUACCGCAUUGCCAAGGGCCCCCCUAAAGUUUCUAUUAACUACACCAACGCUGGCCAAUCCCGAAUUUGGUUCAUACGAUCUCCAUUCAAUAGGAAGGCACGCCAGUCUAAGAAAUUGACAGGAAUCAUAAUUAAGGCACGGCUUAGAGCUCAAGAUAAUCUCGAUAGAUUUAGGGAGUGUGAAUCCAAACUUUUCUAUGCAUUUCAAGAAGCACAAUGGGAAUAUACAUUGAUUCACAAACAACCAUGUUCACGAAAAUUCAAUGACGUCGUGACACAGAUAAAGAGUGGUAAGUCCAAUGACAUCCCUGCAGUGUUCAUCGACUGGAUAAAACCAAUCCUCGAAGAUAUGGACAUUCUCAACCGGAUAAAUGCUAAUACACAGCGUAAAUUCACCGAAAGUAGAGAUCACUUAAUUGACGGAAAACAAUAUGAAUAUUAUAAACAACUGAACCAAAGACUUUAUAAAAAAAGGCUUGAACGAUUCUUGGGCUUGAAAGCAGAGUUACCAACGACAAACCCAUUUACCGAAGAGAAAAAUUUAGGUGCUUUGCUUGUUAAAUGGAGGUUCCUUAGACCAGAUCAAUUAGUGAAAGUUAAAUCGUAA